Messenger RNA from Trachymyrmex cornetzi, 23322 nucleotides. It is a transcript of the gene shot, whose product is annotated as dystonin-like protein short stop. Lineage: Eukaryota; Metazoa; Arthropoda; Insecta; Hymenoptera; Formicidae. Gene Ontology annotation, molecular function: calcium ion binding; structural molecule activity; microtubule binding. Gene Ontology annotation, biological process: wound healing; cytoplasmic microtubule organization; intermediate filament cytoskeleton organization. Bases 55 to 20733 code for a protein of 6892 amino acids. Gene Ontology annotation, cellular component: hemidesmosome; membrane; intermediate filament. The transcript has 29 exons. The record is from RefSeq and is a predicted model, not a curated record.
GAUGAUGGUGGCGGGAGUAAUGCCGCCACCACGGGAUUUAGCGUUGUCGAUGCGAUGAGAAAGGGCUUAUUGGACCCGGCCACGGGAGAGGUCAUCGCCGAGAAUGGCGAGCGGAUUUCGAUUGAGGAGGCAUACUCACGCGGCUAUCUUACUAAGGUGGACGUGACCGUUAGGGUAACCCGUAGUGCCAUCGCACUCUCCGACGCAAUAUCGCAGAGUCUUGUGGACGAUCGGACCGGCCGCAUCGUCGAUAGGAUUACCGGCGAGUCUUAUCCAUUGGACGAAGCCGUUGACAAAAACAUUAUUGAUGCGAAUGUGAAAGAGAUUGUGGAUACAAGGAGCGACAGCAAGAUGACGGUGGCUGAGGCUAUGAAACACGGUAUAUUGAAUGCCAAAAGCGGUAGAUAUAUGCACGGCUUGUCGAUGGAGAAGCUGCCGUUUAAGGAAGCUCGUCGUCGGCAAUUGAUCGUCAAGCCGAUGACGCUCAAGGACUGUUGCGAUCUAGAAAUUAUCGAUGACAAAGGCAAAAUCGCCAGUCCAGCACAUCGUGGCAAAUUAACGAUAUUGGAGGCUAUAUCACGCGGAGUCUUAGACUCGGAGAACAUCAAGUCCAUAGUAGAUACUCGAACCAGCGAAAUGAUUACGCUAGCCGAUGCCUUAACCAGCGGUAUAAUUAAAGUCGACGGCACGUAUCGCGACAUGUUGAAGGAUGAAAAGUUCCCUAUUCCUCAAGCCGUCGAGAAAGGCCUGAUCACGUCGGUGACUCAGAAAAGUAUCUUCGACAUCGAUGGCUUUAAAGAUCCAGUUUCCGGCGAAUACAUUAGUUUGAAUGCGGCAUUAUUGAAAGGUCUGAUCAGCUCAAAGUCCGGCGGUACUUUCACGAUCGACCUGAAAACCGGAAAGACCGUUUCGCUGAGCGAAGCAGAAGAACAGGGUUAUAUUAGGCCGGAAGUACUGGAGAUGCUAAGCCGUGGCAUCGGCAUUACCGAGAACGGGCGCGAGACAAGCGUACUCGAGGCUGUGCUGCUCGGAUUGUUAGAUCCUAAGUCUGGUCAAUUGUUGGAUCCGCGUAGCAAAAGAAUAGUGCCUUUGGAGGAGGCGAUCAAACGAGGACUCAUUACUCCCGACGGUGCUGCACUGCUCACCAGUUUAUUGAAUAUCGCAGUCACCACGCAAACUGUGACGAAGACUAUCAGAAAAUACGUGACGACUCUGCAAACGGGUGAAACUGUUACAAGAGAUUACAAAAUUAGUUAUGAAGAAGCAUUAAGCAGCGGUUUGAUCGACGAAGGUAAAAAUGAAUUUAGGGAUCCUGAUUCGGGAGUGACGAUGUCCAUCAAAGAUGCCUUUGAGCAAAGUUUGCUCGGUGAUGACGUUCGCCAACAUGAACAUUCUCAGGAACGUACUUCGGAUUCGCUACAUACAACUUUCGAAAGUACUUUGAUGACAAAUAUCGAUGAAAUACCUAGAAGUAGAAGAAGUGAAUCACCACCUAGAGCAAUUGGCACGGUUACCACUAUUAUUACCAAAGAAAUUGCUCCGCGAGCAUCGUCUACACCGAUGAAAGAGUCAUCCUCAGUUACGUUGACGAUCGCACCAUUAGCGACGACUGAUUCUGUUUCUUUCACGCGAGAUUCAACUAAAGAUAUCUCAUCAUCGACAAAAGUUAGCGACUCGACCAAAUGGUCGAUUUCCGAAAUAACAUCGAAAACGAGUUCGUUCGAUCAAACUCAUGUAGUAAGUCAUGAUCCCAAAUCACCUUUGCGUGAUGAAAAACAAGAUAUGGAAGUAAUCACAUCAGUUACACCAACUACGAAUCGCACAUCAGAGAUCACGAAAUUCAUAAAAAACGAACGUCUUUUCACGAAUAAACAGGUGUUCGAAUUACCAACGGAUGGUUGGGCACUCGCUGAAGCUAUCGAUAAGAAACUACUUGAUCCUGUUACAGGUCUUUUCAUAAUUCCAGGCACCGACAGAUUGGUUUCUUUCGAAGAGUGUAUUAACUUGCAGAUCAUCAAUCCGAGUUCUGGUUUUGUUAUUGAUCCCUCCAACGGAAGAAAGGUGUCAUUGGUGCGAAGCUUAGAAAAGAAUAUUCUGGACUCUACGGGUCACUACUGUUAUCCACAAAAAAUCUCGAUGAGAGAAGCGGUUGCGAAUGGAUUAAUCAUAUUGGAAGGCGAAUCGAGCAUAGACAGCGAUAAUACUAAUCAGAGGCUUCUUCAGAUCACAAGAGUUUCAGGUGAGCCCGAUAAAGUAGAGUUGACGCGUGUUGGCGAUCCUUCUCAGCAAAUGGAAAUAAAAAUUAGCGACGAAAUGUCUAUGCCGGAUCCGGUGCAGGUAACUCAGGGAGUGAUUUAUGAUCCAGGAACGGCCUUAGUAAUCUCCACAAAAACUGGAAAAUCUGCGAAUCUCUUAGCCGCAGUUUCCGAAGGAACGAUACCGUCUACUGCUGUAAUUGUCAAAGAUCCAACGACAGGUAAAGACAUUGGCAUGGCGGAAGCUGUUAACCGCGGUAUUCUGAAUACUAAUACAUGCGAAUAUAAAAUCGAUGAUGGCAGAAAGAUAUCAUUGAUCGAUGCGGCAAAGUUUGGAGUGGUGGCUGUUCUUGGUGCUCCCCUUGCGGCCACCGCAGCCGCCAUAGAAGCGGUACAAAGGACGAUGGUCAAAGAUCCAAUAACUGGUAAGAAAGUGCCAAGAGAAGUCGCCAUUGAACGUGGCAUCAUUCCAAUGGACGAUAACGCAACUUCACCAAUUAUUGAAUCUGUGAGUGGUACGUCUGAUGAAAAUGAAAAAGUUAUUGUGAAACAUGUAUACGAUGAACCUGGAAAAGUUCAUGUAUCGAAAGAGGACGUUACAAAUAUAACUUUGAUUGAUUUGUCGAAAUCCGCCAAUGACGUUACGGAUGGCGAGAGUUUAGGCACGAAGACCAGAGCGCGAGUGACGGUCGAGCCGAGGUAUCAAGUUACGAUUGGUAAAGCGAAAACACUAUCACAAAGUCCGGAACAAGAAGCGAAACCUAUCGUUCUGCAGAAGAUGCGAAAGAGGAUAGUAAACGUCAAGGAGGCGUUGCAAAGUGGUUUCAUCGACAUGGAAACAGCAGAUACCUUCGCUAAGAAAAUGUGUAAUGAGAAAGGGGAUCCGAUCACUCUUUCUGAAGCAAUCCGUGACAAUCGAAUAGACGCCAAUCAAGGUCAGAUCGUGGAUCCACAAAGGGGCGAUGUGCUUAGUAUCAAGCAGGCUAUUGAUCGUGGAAUCCUUGAUUCAGAGAGCGCGCAUAUAUUAGUACCUUUGGCGAAAAGCUUGUCCGUUUCCAGUUUGUAUACGCAAGGUUUGCUAGAUCCUGUAGAGGGUAAAAUCGUUCAUCCAGAAACAGGCGUGCAUCUCACUCUCAACGAGGCUAUAGUAUGCGAGAUAGUAGAUCCUCUAUCUAACUUGAUGUUCACUGUUGAUGGCCAUACGGAAACGUUGCAGUCCGCCAUUGCGAACGAUACUGUCGAUGCAGAGAGAUUGUUGGUCAAAACGCAGAGCGGUAGCGUAGAUCUGGUGAAUGCGAUAGAGAACAAAGUACUUGAGUUAAAGGGACCGACUAAAUCUUCCAACAUACCGCCGGCGGGAAUGACGUUCCCCGUUGCAUUAAAACGUGGAUUGAUAGACAUCAGCAAGAAAGAAAUACGUCACCCAAUUACCGGAGAGCAUUUACCACUGGAGGACGCUAUAAAGACAGAUUUUAUCAUGGCAUUACCAUAUCCAGUGACUCCUGAUAGUAUCGAAAUAACGAAGGCUUUAGAAUCAGGAUUGAUUGACAGGGACAAGGCUACAUUCUUUCAUCCUACUACGAGAACUCCGAUUCCAAUUGCCGAAGCUGUCGAGUCUGGUCUACUCAUCAUCAAAUCGCCUCGUGAUGAAAACACAGCUGCCAUUACUGAAACAGUUACAUCGUACCACACUAUUACGACCAAGACUGUUGAGCUUUUGCCAGGUUAUGCGCUGAAGAACCCAACGGAAGUACAAGAUAUUAAUACCAAUAAUGUCAUUACUAUUGAAGAGGCACGACAAAGAGGUAUCAUUAAGGAUGUAUCUGAAACUAAACAGGAAUUCACGACGAAAGAUAUCAAGAUGUCCUUUAAUCACGCAGUGGAAAAAGGAUUCGUAGAUAUGGAAAAGGGAAUUUAUACUGAUCCUUGCACCGGUAUCAUAAUGCCUAUUGCUAAAGCCGUUGAGGAAGGAAUCCUCGAUACUUCAUCUAGUAAGAGUAAAUCCGUAACACCCAGAAAAUCUCCCAAUAACAGUUUGACUGUGUUAGAAGCGGUCGAGCAAAUUUACGAUGAAAAAACUGAGACAUUUAAAGAUCCCGAGACGAACGAAUCUUACAAUUUGACAGAAGCAAUGAAAGUGGGGCUAAUCGAAUCCGACUCCGUACUUUAUAAUGUGAAAACUAAAGAAUCUAUCACUACCAAAGAGGCACUCGAGAAAGGUUUGCUCGAUCCUGCCACUGGAAAAAUGAAGAUUGCGCGAGAUCAGAAGGAUCAUUCGAUUAGCAUAGCGGAAGCUGCGAAAAUGGGUCUCUUGGCAGUCGUAGCCGCACCAGUCUUGGCUGGAAAAGCAGUUGUUGAUGCAAUUUCAAGUCACAAAUCUAAAGAGUCGAAGCCGAGUGCAUCCGUGACAAAAGUAUCUGUUUCAGCGAAGAAAGAAUCAAGUCCAUCUGCAAAAAUGAUUUCAAGUCAAAUUCAAAUUACCCAGAAAUCUCAUGUUGAUUCUCAAAGUGAAGAUAAAAUGUUGAGCUUGAUGGAAACGCAGAAACCAUUUUCAGAUGCAAGAAUUAUAGAAGAGAUCCAAACUACAGAGAUAGAAAUGGAAGACGAUAGCCAAUUGAGAAGAAUCACGGACGAAGAAAUGCCAAGACCCAUUUCAAUAAUCAUUACGAGAGAAUUAACGCCUCAGGUUCUUGCGGAACUUGGAGUAUUUGAUCCUGUAAGAGAAAAAUUCUUGGAUCCGGAAACUGGUACCAUCUCUUCCUUCAACGAUCUAGUAUUGAACCUAAAAGUCUUCGAUCCAGACCGAGUACUCGUCAAGGAUCUAUCAUCCAAGACGGAUUUGUACGUGAAACUACGCGAGGCAAUCAGCCGACCUCUCGUAGACAGAAACGUCGCUUACAUGGUCGAUCCAAAGACCGGUAAAAAGAUACCUUUCUUCGAGGCGGUACGCUUGGGAUGGAUCAAGGAGGAAUCGGAAGACGAAACAGAUACAGAACAGUUUGCAGAACCGCAGGCUUUAGACUUGCAAGAAGCUAUCGAUAUUGGCGUGUGCAAUCCCAUCACAGGAACAAUUCAAGAUCCAAAAACGGGACAAGUGUUGUCCAUGAACGAAGCUAUUGAUACAGGACUCAUCGACGUUGAUGUGCUUGGCGUGAGAAAUCCAAUUACUGAUGAAAUCGUACCGUUUUCUGAAGCGUUGGAGACCGGCAUUGUAGAUCUUCACAAGGACAUUGUCAUGAAUACAGAAAUAAGAACGGAAAUCAAUAUUGCGACUGCGUUUUUACGAGGUCUAAUUGUACCCAUUUCUCGCAAACCGAUCUCGUUAGAAGCUAUUAUUAGGCAAGGUCAUUACGAUACUGAGACAGGAAAAAUACAAGAUCCUCUGACUAAACAAUUGAUUGACGUUGAGGAAGGUGUUCGUAGAAGUGUUGUUGAUGCUUUUAUCACCGAGGUUGAGGAUACAAAAGCCGGUUCAUCCGUCUCGUUGGAUGAUGCGCUGACUAUGAAUUUGUUGAUUCCCAGUACAGGUCGCUUGCGCGAUACGAAAGCGGGAGAGCUUCUGCCUUUGGACGUAGCGCUUCAUAAACGUUUAAUUAUCACAACACCAUUCGUGCCUUCGCUGAUUGACGCUAUUGUUCAGCAAUACUAUUCACCGAAAACCGGCCUCGUUCUGAAUCCAAUGACGGGUGAAGAUAUAACGCUGAAGGAGGCAUUAGCCAUUGGUUAUGUUAAUGGCUCUACUACAGUAGUAAAAGACGAUAGAAAAGAUAACGUUAUUUCUCUCAAUGAAGCAGAGGAAAAUAAGCUAAUAGAUUUAGUAAGAGGAACAUUGACUUAUCCGCAUUCUAUGACAUUGGACGUCGCCUUUGAAAAAGGAUACAUUUUGAGUACCGUAAAACCAUGGACGCUACAAGAAGCUUUAGCUCUUCAAAUUUAUGAUCCAAAGUUAGGCACUUUUAAUAUUGAUGGUAGUAAUUGUACUUUGGAGGAAGCGAUGGAGAAAGGCUUUAUUAGCAAAGACAGUCCAUCGAUUAAAGAUCCGAGAAACAACGAUAUUAUAUCUCUGGGCGACGCUAUUAAACAUGGCUUUAUCAACGCGAAGACCAGUACGGCAGUGGAUCCAUGUACCAGUGCGCCUCUUUCGUUAACUGAUGCUUUAGAUCGCGGCUUUAUAGUGCCAGCGAAACGUAAGAUAUCCCUACCCGACGCCGUCUUCAAAGGUUUAUACGAUCCCAAGACCGGACAAUUCACAAUACCUGACACGCAAGAGAAGCUUCCUACUGAUCGCGCGAUUAAGAUGGGUGUGAUAGAUGCAACUACCGCGAUCGUACGAGAUCCCAACGGCGACGUGAUGACAUUCAAUAAGGCUAUUAAGACCUCCAUAGUUGAUCCCAAAUCCGGAACAGUUAGUCAUGCCAGAGGACCGCCUGUAGAUUUCCAGGAAGCGCUGGAACGUGGUUUGCUCCUUGAAACAAGGAGACCUAUGAGCUUCAGUGAGGCAAUUUCAAAGGGCAUCCUCGAUGAGAGGACCAACAAAUUUUUAGAUCCGCAGACAGGAAUUUACCUAACAAUAUUGGAAGCUAUUCAAAAGAAUCUAAUAGACGCUGACUCGGUUACCGUCAAAGAUACGAGGUCCAGCAUCUGGAAAACGAUGACACUAAUGGAAGCUAUACAAUCUGACUACAUGGACGGCAUUACUGGCUACCUAAAAGAUCCCAACAAGGGUAACAGGAACGUAUCUCUGAGGGACGCCUUUGAAUCUGGUCUGAUUGUUGACAAUAGAGCAGCCGUGUCUUUACAGCGUGCUAUCCAUCAAGGAUUGUACGAUGAUAACACAGGCAAGAUCACUGAUCCCAGUACAGGUAGAGCCGUGACGUUGCAUGAAGCGAUGAGAAAAUGUGUAAUUAGCCCCACGUUACCGUGUUAUUGGGACAAGCGUGGAGAACGUUUGUUAUCGUUGGCGGAAACAUGUCGUGCUGGCGUAAUUGACAGGCGCACCGGCAUGUUCAAAGAACCCGGCACCAGUGGUUCAGUUUCAUUAUCGGUCGCGUUACAACUCGGUCUUAUUGUCGAUAUAGAGAGCAUGGGAUUUGGCCUAUAUGAGGCGAUAUUAAUGAAUAUGUACGAUGUUUCGUCAGGCAAAUUUAUACAUCCAACCAGCAACCGCAAGCUGACGUUAGCUGAGUCAUGCCAAGUGGAUCUAAUAAAUCCCUUGACAUCGAUUAUCAAGUGCACCAGGUCUAAUAAAUACAUCCCACUGGCCGAAGCAAUCUCCUCAGGCAUCGUCGAUGACAUUCGUGGCAUGUAUGUCAUCCGCGAGCUUGAUAAAGUAAUUAAUCUCCAAGAUGCAGCGAAGAAGGGCUUCAUCGUCACAUCAAAGACGCCUCUUUCGAUCGAGGAGACAAUCAAGUGCCACCUUUACCGUAGCGAUAGUGGUAAAUUUGCUAAUCCUGUUGUUAACGAAUAUCAUGACCUGCUUCAAGCGAUUAACUGCGGUCUCGUAGAUCCUGAUACUACCGCCUUAAAGGAUGCGACGACCGGACAGAUCAAGUCGCUAUUAAUGGGCAUCGAAGACGGGACGGUCGAUGUGUCUCGAGGAAGAAUAUUGGAUCCUAAGACGACACGCGCUUUUAAUAUCGAUGUAGCUUUAGAAAGAGGUCUGUUGGUCACAAUCGACAAACCUCUAGCGCAACAAAUAGCACAUAGAUCACCCUUAGAAGCCUCUAAAGCCGGACUUGGCGAUAAAAAUGUCAAAGAAUGCACUUUAGAAGAAGCGAUUAACUAUCAACUGAUUGAUCCGAAUAUGUCAGUUGUAAGAGACCCUAGAACUGGUCGAUUUGUGACGACAGCAAGAGCGAUUGCGGACGGUGUCGUAGAUCCUUCCGUCAGAGGCACGAUUGAACUGAACGGCGGAAGCAAAAGGGAACCGCGUUUCGUGCGUUUCGGUGAUGUCACCGUAUUCAUUAGGGAACCUUUCACUUUUGAGGAGGCAAUGGAGAAAGAGUAUCUGUCGCUAGAAUCGGGCAAAUUCACGGAUCCGAUCUCGAACGAACAAUUGACUCUAAAAGAGGCGGUCGGUCUCGGUAUCGUAGACUCGGACUCGGCGUUGAUUAAAGACUCGCAGAAGAAGAAACUGGUAAAAUUGCCGGAGGCGUUCCGUAAGGGCAUGAUGGACGCUGAGAAGGGCAAUGUGCUGGACACUGCUACGUCCAAGUUGUACAGUUUGCCCAAGGCUCUGGAAGCCAGCCUGUUGAUCACCCCGAGGAACGGCGUUUCGUUCAUCGAAGCGCUGCAGUUCAAUCUUUACAAUCCUACCACGGGCAGCUUUUAUGACCCCUUCGUUGUCACUUCCGUGUUAGAUCGUAGGCGCCUCACGCUGGCGGAUGCAAUCGAGUCGGGCCUAAUCGAUCCGUCCACCACCGUGAUUAAAGAUCCGUUCACGGGUAAUAUCGCGAGUCUGUUAGAAGCAAUGAGUAGCGGGAAGGUAGAUUCCAUAGGAGGCAGAUUAGUCGAGGACACUGAUGGCAAGAGUAUCGACUUCAUGAAGGCCUUGGAGCGGGGUUAUAUACUCGCCGCUGAAGCCAGGCAAGCGGUGGAGGAGAAGUACAAGCUCUGCGACGAAACACUAUCUAAGCUUCUACAAUGGGUCUCCGAAGUUGAGAACAGACUGGCGAAUCAAGAUACCGUCAAGGAAGACGUAGAGGAAUUGAGAAAACAGAUAAUUAUCAUGAAAGAAAUAAAGGAGGAUCUUGAAUCGCACAGUCGACCCGUAUCAUCCUGCCUAGAUCAAAUUCGACAAGUCGUCUUGACUGGCAGCAACGUGUUAUCUAGCGAUGAAGUGUCCACAUUAGAGAAGAAUGGUCGAUCUUUAAAAACUCGAUUCGACAAAGCAUUAGAUCGUACUGACAAAUUAGUGAAACGUCUUAUUGGUGCGAGAGAUGAACUGACAAAGUUCAAGAAUGAGCUGAUGACGUUCUCGAUUUGGUUGGACAAAGCCAGAAGCGUGCUCGAGGAUAAGGAGCGUUCCUUGUCCGAUCUGAACAAACUCAGUACCAGCACAGAUACAACUCGCGAUUUCAUCAGUGAUGUUAUUGCUCAUCAAGCAGAUUUGAGAUUUAUUACAAUGGCUGCACAGAAAUUCGUUGAUGAGAGUAAAGAGUAUCUCCAAGUUCUUAAUGACUUCAGGACCAGCUUGCCACAAAGAUUGCCACAUAAAGAGCCCACAGCUAGCCAAGAUUCACCGGUACGAGCCGAAGUAUCCAAUGCAACUGCUCGAUACAAAGAUCUAUUAUCUCGAGCGAAUCUCCUGUCAGACAGAUUGUCGGGAGUUGGCGGUAAACAGAGAGAUUAUCACGAUUCUUUAGACAAAGCUAGAACGUGGUUGAGAGACGUUGAGCCGAAAGUUAUCAGAGUUAUUUCCGAACCUGUUGCCGCGGAACCGAAACAAGUAGAGGAUCAAUUGAGCAAAGCUAAGGCGUUGAACAACGAAUUCCUUGCUAAUGAACGUCUAAUCGAUAAUGCUAAACACAGCGUUGAGGCGCUGUUACAUUCUUUGGAAGGCCAACUAACGAUCAACGAGGCUAGAGAGCUUGAGGAACCAGUAAGGGUAGUAGAAGAUAAGUACAAACAACUCAGUAAUGCUCUGGCUGAUAAAUGUCAAGAACUUGACACAGCGUUGGUGAGAAGUCAAGGAGUACAGGAUGCAUUGGACAGUCUGGUUGCAUGGCUGAACAAUGUUGAAAGUCAAUUUAAGUCGCUUCAACGUCCAGCAAGUUUGCAGAAGGAACGCUUGGAGGAACAGCAAAGAGAACAGCGAUUACUUCAAGCAGACCUAGAUAGUCAUCGUUUGAGCGUAGAAACAAUUACAGCGAACGCUCAGGAUCUGCUCUUGAAUUCGAGCAACGUUCGCAUUGCCAAACGUAUUGAAAGCAAGCUGAAGGAUGUGCAAAGUAGAUUUGAGAAAUUAAUGGAUAAAUCCUUGAGGCGCGGUGAAUUCCUGGAUGAAAUCGCGCAGGCCCUGAACGAGUUCCUCGGAGACGUGGCCAAGUUCGAGAGUUGGUAUGCGCAUAUGAUGGAAGUUCUCGAUUCGAGAGAUCUGAACAAACUUGACAUGUCAGAAUACGAGGCUAAGAUGGCUCAACUGAUUGACAUGCGCGAGGAUCAGCGCGGAAACUUCGAAGAUCUCAUACGUAAUGGAAAGAAUCUGAUUUCUAAGAAGGAUAUAACCGAAGCAGGCGCGAUUAGAGAUAAGAUCAAAGCACUCGAGUCUCAGUGGAAGGAACUGAACAAUCUGCUCGACGAGAAACAACGAUUGUGCAAAUCAAGGGCGGAGCAACACACAGCCUAUGAGAAAUUGCGGGAUCAAAUACUUGAUUGGCUUACUCGUACAGAAAACAAGGUGCAAGGACUUGAGCCGGUCGCCGUAGAUUUGGACAAAUUGAAAAUACAGCAAGAGGAUUUGAAGCCUAUACAAAAAGAAUAUCGCGAUUACGGCAAUACGGUUGAUAAAAUCAAUGAUCUCGGUAUUGCUUAUGACAGUUUGAUGAAGGAACGCGGCGAAAGUCCAACGCGUCGACGUGGCAGUGCUAGUCCGACGAAGAGACCAGUACUGCGAAUGUCACAAGACGGUCGCUCGCCGUCGCCCACUAAAUCCUACGCAGUUCAAAGUCCGGUCUCCCCAGGUGGUAGCAGUGGAUUCAGCAGCCGCCGUUCGAGCCAAGAUGGUUUCCAUCUCGAGGAAUUAUCGCCUGUUCAACAGCAACUUUCGGAAAUUAAUCACAGAUACGGAUUACUCGGUGUGAGAUUGUCGGAUCGCCAAACGGAGUUAGAUAAUAUUAGGGAGGAAUUGAAGAAACAUUUGGACCAUCUGAAAACACUUUCACAAUUCUUAGAUAAGAUUCAGCGGCAAUUGCCUAAAGAAAGCAUGCCCGCAACUAAAGAUGAUGCGGACAAAACGGUCAAACAAGUUAAAGUUCUCAUUGAAGAGAUGUACGAGAAGCAAUCUCUGCUGGAUAGUACUCGAACGCAAGUGCGUGAUUUGGUCAGACGUAAGAAAGGAGCUGACGGUGUGGAUAGAUUGAACGACGAGAUGGAAGACGUUGCUAGCCGGUGGAGAUCAAUUUCAGACAGAUGCAAGGAUCGAAUUAAAUUCCUAGAAGAUAUUAAAGAUUUUUAUGACACGUAUGAUGGUCUUAACUCUUGGCUUGGCGCUAAAGAGCGUAUGCUGGGCGCUUUAGGACCAAUUUCGGCUGACCCUCGCAUGGUCGCAAGUCAAGUGCAACAAGUACAGGUUUUGCGAGAGGAGUUUAGAACUCAGCAACCGCAAUUGGAUCAUCUCGUACAAAUCGGAGAAAGUAUCCUCGUCACGAUAUCCAUAGAUUCGAUAGAUGGUCAGAAAAUAAAUGCGAAAUUGCAGAGUAUUUUACAGAGAUGGGCAGAUCAAAUGGGAAGAUUAGACGAGAGGGCUCAGAGUUUAGGUGACGCUGUUGAUACUAGUCGUGAAUUCGAUGCCAGUCUUAACCGGUUGCGAGACGCUCUGCAAGGAAUCUCAGAUAAUUUAGACGAGUUGACUCUUGAGAAGGAUCCCGAAGAGCAGCUUCGUAAGAUCGAGAAUCUGGAAAGACAAUUGGAAGGUCAGAGACCAUUGUUAGCGGACGUGGAAAUGGCCGGUGCACAGUUGUGUGAGGUUCUAAGUGAUCCAGCAUCGAGAUCCGAGAUUCAAGGAAAGCUCGCCACAGUCGGCAAGAUGUACAAUAACUUGCAGAAGAAGCUGGAUCAUAGAAAAGCAGAAAUCGAAGGUAAUCUGCGAGAUGGAAGACAAUUCGAGGCCUCCUGUAGUAGAACUCUGGGAUGGCUCGCGGACGAACUUGGAAAUAUGUCUGAAAAACUGCUAGUGUCUGCUGAUAGAGAAAUACUGCAACAGCAACUUGAUCAUCACGAGCCCGUUUAUCGUAAUGUGAUGGGUAAAGAGCACGAAGUCAUAAUGCUGUUGAACAAAGGACGCGACAUACUUUCGCGGUCUCAGAAAACUGAAAAUCGUUCGCUUCAACGUGAUUUAGAUAAGAUGCAAUCACAGUGGGACCGUUUGAAGAAGGAUACUGUCGAAAGGCACACUCGAUUGCAGACCUGCGCGGAACAUUGCAAGAAAUACUAUAAAGCUCAAGAUGUAUUUCUUCCAUGGCUUCGACAAGCCGAGGAUAAAUUGGAUAGUUUGAUUCCCACCUCCUUUAGACGCAAGGACAUCGAGAAACAACUGAAAGAAUUAUCAUCGUUUAGGAACGAAGUAUGGAAACAUUCCGGAGAAUUCGAAAAUAAUAAGAUGUUAGGCGAGACAUUUGUCGGAGCUUGUGAUAUUGAUAAGCAAAAUGUAAAGAACGAGCUUAGUGCUAUGAAAACUAGAUGGGAUAAAUUAAAUAAUGACUUGCUGUCUAGAACGCAAUCUUUGGAAGAUACCGCACGUCACCUAAUGGACUUCAAUGAAAACUUACGCGAUUUGCAACACGGUUUACAACGUUGUGAAGAUAAGUUAGCUUCACAUGAUGCUCUUGGUGGAGCGGCUAAAGAUCCGAAACUUCUUGAUAGGAUAAAGAACUUGCGAGAGGAAACAACGAGCUUGAAGAAACCUUUGCAGUGUGUAAGACAACAGGCUAAUGAUCUUGUGAACAAAGCCGGCGAGCAAGGCGUCGAUGCGACACAUUUACAAGACGAAAUUGACAAUGUUACUGAUCGCAUUAACGAUCUGCAAGCGAAACUAGAUGACAGAUGCAACGAACUGCAAAGUGCAGCGACAGCGGUCGCGCAAUUUAAUGAUCAAGCGAAAUUGAUUAAUCAACAUCUGUCUGCUCUUGAAAAAGAUCUAGACUCCAUGAAAGCACCCGGUAGAGAAAUCAAGAUUGUAAGAGGACAAUUAGAGGAUAUUGCCAAGAUUGUUAGCAGAAUUAACAAACUCUAUGAAGAAAUUGGCGAUUUGGAGAAUCGUGGUGAACGUUUGGUUGAUUAUGGCUUCGCUGCUGACGCUGUAGCCACAAGAGAUCAGGUUGACGGAUUUAAACGGCAAAUUGGAAAACUGGAUGAGCGAGCGCGUAACAGAGAAGAUGAACUCACUUCUACUUUGAACAAGUUACAAGAGUUCUAUCAAUUGCACGCAAAUGUUAUGGAGGGUAUUAAUAAUGCAAACGAACAAGUCAGAAGAUUUAAACCUGUGGGAUCCGAAGUGGACUCUAUUAAAGCUCAGCAGGAGGACUUCAGAACUCUCAAAAUUAAAAGGAUUGAACCAUUAGCACACGCCGUUGAAGAUUGUAACGCGCUCGGUCAAAGCCUCAUACAAACUGCAGGACGAGAUGUCAAUACCAGUAAUAUCGAAAAAGACGUUGAUAAAAUGAACGAAAGGUGGAACGACUUAAAAGAUAGACUGAACGAGCGCGAUCGCAAGUUGGACGUUGGAUUAUUGCAGUCGGGCAAGUUCCAAGAGGCUUUAGAUGGUUUAGCGAAAUGGUUGACCGAUACGGAAGAAAUGGUUUCGAAUCAAAAGCCACCUUCUUCAGAUUACAAAGUCGUGAAGGCGCAACUGCAAGAACAGAAAUUCUUGAAGAAGAUGUUGAUGGACCGACAAAAUUCUAUGACGUCUCUCUACAAUAUGGGACGAGAGGUAGCCGCCGAUGCGGAUCCAAAGGAGCGUAAGGCUAUUGAGAAACAAUUGAAUGAUCUAGUGGGUAGAUUUGAUAAUCUGACGGAAAGCGCCGCGGAGAGGAUGGAUGCUCUUGAGCAAGCAAUGGUGGUAGCGAAGCGAUUCCAAGAUAAGUUAGUACCACUUACUAUCUGGUUGGAUAAGACGGAGAAGAAAGUCAGGGACAUGGAAUUGGUUCCUACCGACGAAGAGAAAAUACAACAGCGUGUCAAUGAACAUGAUAUACUUCAUGAGGAUAUUAUAUCGAAGACACCAGAUUUUAGCGAACUCACGGAGAUAGCUAGCCAACUUAUGUCGCUGGUAGGCGAAGAUGAGGCUACUACGUUGGCUGAUAAACUUCAGGAUGCAGCAGAUAGAUACGCAGCUUUGGUUGAACGAUCCGAAGCUCUCGGUAGCUUGUUACAACGUUCGAGACAAGGCUUACGUCAUUUAGUUCUCACGUAUCAAGAUUUACAAGCAUGGAUGGAGAACAUGGAGAUCCGAUUGUCGAAGUAUCGCAUAUUGGCUGUACAUACGGAGAAGCUUUUACAACAAAUGGAAGAUCUCGCGGAUCUUACAGAAGAAGUAUCCACGCGACAAACGGAAGUCGACAGUACCGUUGAUUCCGGCCUAGAACUGAUGAAACACAUCUCGAGCGACGAAGCACUUCAACUGAAGGACAAGUUGGACUCUCUGCAACGACGGUUUAACGAUCUUGUCACGCGCGGCUCAGAUCUUUUGAAACAUGCCCAAGAGUCCUUACCAUUGGUGCAACAAUUCCAUGAUAAUCACAAUCGUCUGAUGGAUUGGAUGCAAGGCGCGGAGGCUGCUUUGCAGUCCGCCGAACCUCGUGAGGAAGAGAUUAUCCGACUUGAGAUGGAGAUAUCGGAAUAUAGACCCGUUUUGGAUAAGAUCAACGCUGUGGGCCCGCAGCUGUGUCAAAUGUCGCCGGGAGAAGGUGCUGCGACAAUCGAAGGUCUCGUAACCAGGGACAACAGGCGAUUCGAUGCAAUUGCCGAACAGAUCCAAAGAAAGGCAGAAAGAAUUCAAUUGAGCAAACAGCGAUCUUUGGAGGUGAUUGGCGAUAUCGACGAUUUGCUCGAUUGGUUCAGAGAAGUGGACAAUCAACUUCGAGAGGCUGAGCCGCCCAGCAGCGAGCCUGAAAUUAUUAGAGUACAAUUGAAAGAACAUAAAGCGCUUAAUGAUGAUAUAUCCAGUCAGAAAGGUAGAGUCCGUGACGUUAUUUCGACUGCAAAGAAAGUAAUACGCGAGAAUGCUCAGCACGAAGAUACAUCUACUAUCAGAGAUAAGAUGGAGGACUUGCGCGAAACAAUGGAAAUUGUAUCGGCUUUAUCAACAGACAGAUUGGGAGCUCUCGAGCAAGCUCUACCAUUAGCAGAACAUCUUCGCGAUACUCACGCUGGCCUGGUCAGCUGGCUCGAGGAGGCUGAACAACAAGUCGCUAUGUUACCUAUGCCUGCACUGCGGCCCGACUUGAUAGCGGCGCAACAGGACAAAAAUGAGCUUCUUAUACAGAGCAUUAACGAGCAUAAACCUCUAGUGGAGAAGCUCAAUAAGACCGGUGAAGCGCUCAUCAAGUUGUGCAACGAAGAAGAAGGUAUAAAAGUGCAAGACAUCUUGGACAAUGAUAACGCUCGCUAUGCGGCAUUGAGAGCUGAGCUAAGAGGCCGGCAACAGGCGUUGGAGCAGGCACUGCAGGAAUCCUCUCAGUUCUCUGAUAAACUGGAGGGUAUGCUGCGUGCAUUGUCUUCUACCGCCGAUCAGGUGAACGGCGCUGAACCCAUCAGUGCUCAUCCGCCUCGUUUACGCGACCAGAUGGAAGAAAAUGCUGCCUUAGCAGACGAUCUUGCUCAAAGAUCCGAGGCUUACGCGGCUGUUAAAAAAGCAGCGGACGAUGUGAUCAGCAAGGCCGGCAACAGGGCCGAUCCGACAGUGAAAGACAUCAAACGCAAGCUGGAUAAACUUAACAGAUUAUGGACCGACGUCCAAAAGGCCACGACCGAUCGCGGUCACACUUUAGAUGACACUCUAGCCGUCGCUGAAAAAUUCUGGGCCGAGCUGAACGGAGUCAUGGCCACUCUGAGAGAACUACAAGAUGCGCUGGCUGGACAGGCACCACCGGCGGCUCAACCAGCUGCUAUCCAGCAACAGCAAGUAGCGUUGCAAGAAAUUCGACAAGAGAUCGAUCAGACUAAGCCAGAUGUCGAGCAAGUCCGAACAUCAGGACACGAAUUGAUGGGCUUAUGUGGCGAGCCGGAUAAACCUGAAGUACGAAAGCACAUCGAAGAUUUGGAUCAGGCUUGGGAUAACGUCACCGCUCUGUACGCCAGACGCGAGGAGAAUUUGAUCGACGCCAUGGAGAAAGCGAUGGAGUUCCACGAGACGCUACAGAACUUGUUGGAGUUCUUGCAAGAGGCCGAAGAUAGAUUUGCAGAGAUGGGCCCGCUUGGCAGUGAUAUUGACGAGGUGAAGAAGCAGAUCAAGCAGCUGGCCAAUUUCAAGGCCGAGGUGGAUCCGCAUAUGGUGAAAGUCGAGGCGUUGAACAGGAGUCUGACAAGACAAGCAGCUGAAUUAACGGAAAGAACAUCUUCCGAACAAGCAGCAGCCAUCAAGGAACCGCUCGGUGCCGUGAAUAAACGGUGGGAUGGAUUACUGAGAGGCUUAGUGGAAAGGCAGCGAUUACUGGAGAAUGCGUUAUUGCGACUCGGUCAAUUCCAGCACGCUUUGGAUGAACUAUUAGUAUGGAUCGAGAAAACUGAUAAGACAUUGGAUAAUCUCAGACCAGUGGCAGGUGAUCCACAAGUAAUCGAAGUUGAGUUGGCCAAGCUGAAGGUCCUGGUAAACGAUAUACAAGCUCAUCAGACGAGCGUCGACACUCUAAAUGAUGCUGGACGACAAUUGAUUGAGGAUGGCAAAGGUACUGCAGAAGCGUCUACUACAGCCGACAAACUAGGCACUUUGAAUCGUCGUUGGCGAGAUCUACUGCAACGCGCCGCUGAUCGCCAGCGAGAACUAGAAGAUGCCUUACGAGAGGCACAAUCCUUCACCGCUGAGAUACAGGACUUGUUGUCGUGGUUAGGCGACGUGGAUAACAUGAUAGUAGCAUCCAAGCCAGUUGGUGGAUUACCCGAGACUGCAUCCGAACAGUUGGAACGCUUUAUGGAGGUGUUUAACGAAUUGGAACAAAACCGUCCGAAAGUCGAAACGGUGCUGCAACAAGGACAGGAAUAUUUGAAGAAAGCGGAUACGAGCAGUGCCGGUGGAUUGAAUCACAAUCUGCGAACGUUGAAGCAAAAAUGGGACAAUGUGCUUUCGCGCGCUAGCGAUAAGAAGAUAAAGUUAGAAAUUGCUCUGAAGGAGGCCACUGAGUUCCACGACGCGUUACAAGCUUUCGUCGAUUGGCUAACAAAUGCUGAAAAGAUCCUGACGAAUCUUAGACCGGUCUCGAGGGUCAUGGAAACUAUACUUCAACAAAUCGAGGAACACAAAGCCUUCCAAAAGGACGUCGGCGUCCAUCGCGAAACUAUGCUAAAUCUCGAUAAAAAAGGAACCCAUCUCAAAUACUUCUCUCAAAAACAAGACGUGAUUCUUAUAAGAAACUUGCUCGUGAGUGUGCAACACAGAUGGGAACGAGUAGUUUCCAAGUCAGCCGAGAGAACGAGGGCUCUAGAUCACGGUUACAAGGAAGCUAGAGAAUUCCACGACAGCUGGUCGAACCUGAUGAACUGGUUGGAUGACACCGAGAAGACUUUAGACGAAGUCGCUGCCGACGGACUUGGCGGCAAUGAUCCAGACAAAAUUAAAUCCCGUCUUAACAGACACCGUGAGGUACAAAAGGCACUGAGUGCUAAGCAGAGCACGUACGACAAUACCAUGAAGAACGGCAAAACGUUGAAAGACAAGGCACCGAAAUUCGAUGAACCUGCCUUGAGGGAACUUCUAAAUGAAUUGAAAAAUAAGUGGACUACGGUCUGCGGUAAAUGCGUGGAUCGUCAACGAAAACUGGAGGAAGCUUUACUAUUCUCCGGACAAUUCAAGGAUGCGAUUCAGGCACUGUUGGAAUGGUUGAGCAAGACCGAAAAAUAUUUGGCCAAUCCUGGACCACUUUACGGUGACUUGGAUACGGUAACCAAUUUAGUGGAGCAACAUAGGAACUUUGAAAGAGAUCUGGAGUCACGCGCCUCACAAAUGGAAUCCGUCAUUAAAACUGGUCGCGAAUUGGAAUCUAAAGCCUCCAUUGAGGAUGCGUCAAUGAUCAGAUCACAGCUGUCGGAAUUAAACAGUCUCUGGGAUAGAGUAACUAGUCUCUCGACGAAAAAGUCCAGACUAUUGGAAGAAGCUCUUAGAGAGGCCGAACGGCUUCAUAAAGCCGUUCACGUGUUACUGGAAUGGUUGAGUGACGCGGAGAUGAAGCUACGAUUCGCUGGACCGCUGCCGGAAGACGAGCAGGAGAGCAGGAACCAAUUAAUGGAGCAUCAGAGAUUCCUCCGCGAGUUACAAACUAAGGAAAUUGAAAAAGACAACACAUUAGAGUUGGCACAUAUUAUUCUUGGAAAAGCGCAUCCUGACGGUGCCGCAGUUAUCAAACACUGGAUCACAAUUAUUCAAUCUAGAUGGGAAGAAGUGGCAACAUGGGCCUAUCAAAGGAACCAAAGACUGGAAAAUCAUAUGCAGGGACUGCAGGAUCUUGAUAAUCUUCUCGAAGAGUUAUUAGCCUGGCUUGAAGGUUUGGAGAAUACUUUGAAUGCCUUAGAAGCGGAACCUUUGCCCGAUGAUAGAGCUACGCUCGAAAUGCUUAUCGCGGAUCACAGAGAAUUCAUGGAGAACACCAGCCGAAGACAAAACGAGGUUGAUCGCGUGUGCAAAGCCCGACAAAUUAAGCCAAUAAAAGACGCGAGGAAAAUAUCGAAAGUCAGAUCACCAGCACCUACUAAGGAUCUCUAUCAGGAUAACGAGCAUGAGCAGCCUCAGCCUCGUAAACAAAGCCGAGGCAGCCCAGGUCGUGACAGAACACCAGAUCUUUCAUUGCCACACAUCGGUCCACGCUUCCCACCCAAAGGAAGCAAAGGAGCCGAGCCGGAAUUCCGCAGUCCGAGAGUUAAGCUUCUCUGGGAUAAGUGGCGUCACGUUUGGAUGCUAGCGUGGGAACGACAACGCCGUUUGCAGGAUAAAUAUAAUUACAUUCAAGAGCUGGAUCGCGUUGCUAACUUUAGCUGGGAAGAUUGGCGCAAACGGUUCUUGAAAUUCAUGAAUCAUAAGAAGUCCAGACUAACGGAUCUAUUCAGGAAAAUGGAUAAGAAUAAUGAUGGACUUAUACCGAGGGAAGACUUCAUUCAAGGAAUUAUGAACACCAAAUUUGAGACUUCCCGUCUGGAAAUGGGAGCUGUUGCCGAUCUCUUCGAUCGUCACGGCGAAGGCUUGAUAGAUUGGAAGGAGUUCAUCGCCGCUCUGCGACCCGACUGGGAAGAACGACGCACCUACAACGACACGGACAAGAUACAUGAUGAAGUUAAACGGUUAGUUAUGCUGUGUACCUGUCGCCAGAAGUUCCGCGUUUUCCAAGUUGGCGAAGGAAAGUACAGGUUUGGUGAUAGUCAGAAACUACGAUUGGUUCGAAUCUUACGUUCCACUGUUAUGGUACGCGUCGGUGGAGGCUGGGUAGCGUUAGACGAGUUUCUUCUAAAGAACGAUCCAUGCCGCGUUUUUCUAAUGCCAAUACCGGAUCCUAACAAACCGGAACAACAUGAGGGUUGGUGUCCGCUCGCCAAGGGAAGAACGAAUAUCGAGCUGCGGGAGCAAUUUAUACUGGCGGAUGGUGUUAGCCAGACUAUGACAGCCUUCCGUUCCAAGCCGAGUCCGACCUCGACGCUGCAGCGUACGCAAAUGUCCUCCACGAAUGCUGGACCAAUCACCAAGGUGAGAGAACGCAGUGCUCGCAGCGUACCUAUGGGUCAGUCGCGAGCUUCGCGUUCAUCUUUGAGCGCUGGCACGCCUGACAGCCUUAGCGACAACGAAAGUUCCUUCAAGAUAUCUAGAAAAACCAGUACGCCUUACAGAUCUACCAUGACGCCUGGUGGUAGCCGUCCAUCUAGCAGGCCAGCAUCAAGACCUGCCUCUCGACCAGCCAGUAGACCGAGUAGCCGACCUGCGUCGAGACAAGGAAGCAAACCGCCUAGUCGAUAUGGAUCAACGCAGUCGUUGGAUGACGAUUCAUGCACCCCAAGUCGCAUUCCGCGAAGGACUAUCAUAGGCUCCGGUAAUACUCCGACGUCCAGUAGACAUAACAGUGUAUCUGGUAGAAAACUUACAACUCCGAUGAACGGAUCGAGCUCUAGACCCCGCACUCCAACGGGAUUAAUCAGCCCCGCCAGCGGAGUACCCUCUAGGUUUGGCUCAAUCCAUAGAGCUUCGAGCAUUCCAACCCUGACUGGUGUCGGAACACCUAUCAGCCGCUCUAGGAUUCCCGUAUAUGUGGGGGUGGAUAUAAAAUCUCCUCAGUCGACCACCAGCAAUAUGUCGACUCAUUCAACACAAAGCAACCAUUCUACGAUUUCUACUGAUUCCACUGGGAGCAGUUCCCUGUGUACCAAUUCAGCAACUAAUAUACCAACAGCCAUUAAGCAAGCUAGGGUACGUACACCGUCCAGUGGAUCCAGCACACCACUACCGCCGUCUUCAAAAUUAUCGAGGAAACCUUCCGGAGCUUCCGACACGUCGGUGUCGGGAAUGACUCCGAUCACACGAAAAGGAAAGCCCACACCGAUCGAACAGCGCGCGCCGUUCCGAUUGUAAUAGCUUAUUAACGGAUACUUAUAGCUUGUAAAAUCAGCGUAUUAUACCCGAGAAAAUAUAAAGAUAAAUAUAAAAUAUCCCCGCCAAAUUUAAGAAUGAUCGGUAUUGCAGGGAACAUAUGAGAAUAGGUUAUUGUUGUUGUAUAUCGAGGGAGAAGAGCGCGUGUAAUAUGUGAAUGGUAAAUUAAAUGCUGGAUCAAAAUUUCGUAGAAGGCAAAUGAUGAAUCUAGGAGUUACGAUUUUAUCAUUCAUAUUUCGUUGAAUCCGCCAAGUACUGAAUGCCAUUAAAAUUACAGAUACCAAUGAGUAUUUUAUACUCUCUUAGGGUAAGGGAUUACAGUUGGGGAAAUUUAUUUAUUUCAUGCCCGCGUUAGAAAGUGCUUAAAGCGUCUAUCUAGUUUAUGAUAACACAUGACAGUGAAAUAAAUUAUUGUUAUAAAUACCAUAAUCUGGUAUUACCAAGAGUGCAGGGUAAUGCUGUAUAAUUGAAAAUAUUUAGGUGAAAUAUAACAAUAUCUUCACUGACUUUCUCGAUAAGGACAAUACUAAAAAGAUUUUAGCGAAAAAAAAUCAGCGUUAUAUGUAUAAUAAUUACGCUUAUGUUUCAUAUAUAUAACUAGAUGCCUGUGUAAUUACUUUUAUAUAAUUUAAUAUAGUUUGCUCAUUUUGCACGCAUAUCUUUGCGUGCUUUAUAUACCGCGUAAAUUAUUGAGGGUUUUCUUGAUAAAAAUUUUUGAGCUAUAUAUUUGAGCAAAUUAUAUACGCGGAGACAUUAAUUUAUUUAAUAUUUUUUGCUUGACUUAUUGUAUUCAUAUGAUGUAAUUAAUGUCUAAUUCGCAUUUGUUAAAAAAAGGAAGAAUCUUGUAUGCGAUUUUAGAUUAUAUGAUACAGAUUGUAAACUGAAUUCAUUUUUGUUAUCCGUUUCGCAAAUUGCACCGUACAUAUUUUCGAUUAGUUAUGUAUUUGUAAAAAUCAGAUUAAAUAUUAUUUUUUUAUUUUUUUUUAUUCUACGCCGAUUGAGUAACUAUGUGAAACCGUGGAUAUUGAUCUGCAAUCUUUACAAAUCUGCUCGAUAUUACUUUUAAACAUAUUUUGAUAUAUUUAUGUUGUUGCGAAACGGAAUAUCUCGUUGCUUUGUGAAGAAAUAUGUACGACAGUAAUCAAAUGUAGAUUAGAAUUAUGCACAAAUUUAGUCCUGGAGCGGUCGCUUUGAAAAAGUGCAAUUUUUCAUAAAAUUAUAUCUAUGAAAUUUUUUUAAAUACAUUUUUCACGCGUCAAUACAUAUUUUAUGUCGUUUGUUAAGCUUGAAAUUAAUUAUGAAAAAGGCUGAGAUCAUACACGUGUCCGCUCUAAGAUUAAUGUGCGAUAUGCUUUUGUUACAUGUUUGCGAAUCGAUUUAUCGAUUAAUGAUCAAUUAAUAGAUAAGUAAAUAAUUAUUAUAAUUAUAAUUACAUAAUUAUAUAAAAUAUAUAAUUAUUAAUUAUAAUUGAUUAAUGAGAGAUUUAAGAGUUCGGGGGAACAUACCUAACAGCGUUAAAAUAAAAAAAAAAAGAGAAAACUCUAUACGUGUGAAUAGUUAAGUAAAAUAUAUUCCAUUGCGCGAAGUGUGGCCUGUUAGGUGACGGGUAGAAAAGAGAAACUCUGAAAAAAAGACAUUUCCAUUUUUUUUACAUAUAUACUUUUAGAUGCGAUUAAUGUAACGGAGAUAUGACUCGCUGCCUCUUAUAAAUAUUACGUAAUGCGAUUAAUCUUAUUAACAACUUCUCAACGUAUGAUUUUUGUUUCUUUUUCACUUACAGAGAAGUGCUGUAUGAUGCUAAUAUUAAUAAUAAUAAUGAUGAUGAAACAGUGACAAAAAAAUAUAACAGACACUCGCACAUGAUAUUUUAAUAAGAAACAUACUCUCGACCCGUUUUAUUUCUAUUUUUCAUUUUUAGGCGACUGUCGCGCAUCAUGCAAAUGUAAAGAAAAAUGUAUAUACGAUAUUGGUACGUACAUAUAAUUUUUUCCGUACGUUCUGAUUGAAGUCAUGGUGUGUCAUGAUCAGGACACGAAUCCUGCUGUUGCUUGCGUCCUCAUGCCUAAAUUAAGCAUAACUAUUUAGAUACACAGCGAUCAUGCGAGAACGGAUGGGGUUUUCCUGAAACGGAAAUAUUCGUUCCUUCAGUGUUGACUGACGGUCGUAUUGUAUAAUAUAUCAAGCAGAUAUAUUUCGGAAGGAUCCGGUGAAAGAAGUGACGCUUUUGAUUGCACGCUGCGUUGAUAAGGUUUACCAAGUAUCUGGACUGACGAUGUGCCGACUGACACCGCGCAUACGACUUGUAGAUGUGUAAUUUACGAAGGUACACCCGUGUGCAGGUCUAAAUGAGUUUCGUGCAGUUUUUUUUUAUAAACGCUCGGGUCUACACUUUUAAGAUACCUACGUUAAUGCGCCCGUUGUAUAAUUGACCGUUUUAAUCGAAAUAAAUAUGUUUUUGCACUGAGAAGACCGAGGACGAGACACGAAUAUACGGAUGUCGGUGUGGUAUGUGCAAGAGAUCACUGUCAAAAGAAUGUGUAAAGUAUCAGAAUGGUGUUUCUUUACCAUACA